Gallus gallus (chicken) is the source of this 694-nucleotide messenger RNA. RefSeq names its product NADH:ubiquinone oxidoreductase complex assembly factor 2 (gene NDUFAF2). The transcript is spliced from 4 exons. Gene Ontology annotation, cellular component: membrane. Lineage: Eukaryota; Metazoa; Chordata; Aves; Galliformes; Phasianidae. Gene Ontology annotation, biological process: mitochondrial respiratory chain complex I assembly. Bases 77 to 592 code for a protein of 171 amino acids. The record is from RefSeq and is marked validated.
GGCACCGCGGGGCGGGGCUACCUACGGGCUGGGGUCGCACGCUGCGGCCUGCGGUGGUGGUGUGGGCCCUACCGGGAUGGGCCGCGCCUGGCAGGCGCUGCGGGCACUGCGCCUGCGGCUCCUGGGGCCAGCGAAGGAGCUGGUGGGCACCGACCAGUUCGGCAACAAGUACUACCGCGUGCCUCAGCACCAGACCGGCGCAGGGCAAAUUAAACCUGAAAGAAGGUUCGUAGAAGCAGUAAAUCGGCAAGCAUAUCAGUAUGAGAUGGGUGACUUUCCAACAGAAUGGGAAGCUUGGAUAAGAAAAAAAAGAAAGGAUCCACCCACCAUUGAGGAGAUUCUUAAGAAUGAGAAUUACAGACAAGAAAUGAAACAGAAAGUCAAAGAAAUGUAUGAAAAGGAUAAGCUCCUUCAGACCAAGGAAUACAAGGAGGGACUUGUUGCUGAACCAAUUCAUACUCAGGUUAAAGGCCACGCGUCAGCUCCCUACUAUGGAAAGAAAGAGCCAUCCCAAGACCCGACAAGCACUGCUAGUACCUUCCAGCCAGGUUCCUGGAUGCCACCAGGAAGUGACAGUAGUAAAAAGAAAUAACCAGCUUAAUUGUACAGAUAUUGCCAAUGGAUAAUGCUUUAAUAGGCAACAUAAACAGCUGUUGUAUAUAUUGAGUGCACAAUAAAGUAGUAUUAAAUCUGA